AUGAAAAGUAAAUUUUGCUAGAAUAUUAUGUGUUGACAUUAGAUGGCAAAUUAUUUUAAAUUAACUCCGCGAAAUCACAAUUUAGAGCACAGCUGUCACGGAUGUUUUGUUAAGGGCAAAGGGCUCGAGAUGACCCAGGCGGCGCCCAUACCCUCUGUGCCCGACCAGGUGUAUGGGGACCUGGUCAAGGAGCCUGUCAGCAACGUGGUGGCUGAAGUGUUGGAGCCUUGUCAGAAGUCUGAGGAGACGCCACCGUCGCUACUCGAUGACCUGACCUCCGUGGAGCACUUGAUGAUCACGAAGCGGCUGCGGGUAAAGAGCGUGCUGUUCCUGAGGGGCAAGAGGAAUCGCUUCCAAGUACGCACUCCCGACAGGAAUCUCGUCUACACUGUAGAGGAAGAGAACAGCUGGUGGGUUGGCUACUUCUGCUACGGUCUGCGUCCCCUCCAGCUGCGCGUGUGCAACAGUGUUGGUGCUGAAGUGUUGCGCGUGCGCAGGCCCUAUGCUUGUACACCGCGCGUACUUCCCUGCCAGCUGCAACACCUCCAGGUCUUCAGCCCGCCCGGACAUCUGAUAGGUACCAUCGAGCAACAAUGGGCGGCUGUUAGACCGGUCUAUCUGAUUAAAAAGGAAAAUGGCGAGGAGUUGUUUUGGAUACGUGGUCCGUUCAUUACACUGAGUCUGUUCCGUGACGUGGAGUUCGGUAUCGCGCGCGCUGACGGUGUCCCCGUCGGCAGCACUUGCAAACGCUGGCAGGGACUCCUGCACGCUAUGUUCUUUGCACCGAUCACUGACAGAUUCAACGUGGAGUUCGAUCGAAGCCUAUCUGUUGAGGAGAAGGCUCUGCUGCUGGCCGCGACGUUGCUCAUAGACUACAUGUACUACGACGUUUGA
Messenger RNA from Papilio machaon (common yellow swallowtail), 894 nucleotides. RefSeq names its product phospholipid scramblase 2. Lineage: Eukaryota; Metazoa; Arthropoda; Insecta; Lepidoptera; Papilionidae. The record is from RefSeq and is a predicted model, not a curated record. The coding region runs from base 43 to 894 and encodes 283 amino acids. Gene Ontology annotation, molecular function: phospholipid scramblase activity. Gene Ontology annotation, biological process: plasma membrane phospholipid scrambling. The transcript has 5 exons. Gene Ontology annotation, cellular component: plasma membrane.